AUGAAGGGCAGAGGGCAGAGCCCUAGCAAGAGUCCCACCAAGAAGCCUCCGAGUAAACUACCCAGAGCGGCUCCGCCCCAACGGCGCGACAACUCCAGCGGCUCCAGCUCCGACAGCUACAGGAGAGGUUCCCGAGGGAACAGUCCUGGAGCACCGAGGUCCCGGGGAAGCGACGACUCGAUCUAUGAGCAGAGUUUGAACGGCUCGCAGACUAGUCUUGAUCCCUUCAGCCCAGAGGAUAACAUAAACGUUGUAGUCAGAGUUCGGCCUUUAAACGACAAGGAACUCAAGAGAAAUGACCCUUCCGUCAUCAGUUUUCCUGGAAAUGGACAAAUUCUGCUUGAUGGUCUGGGAAAUGUGGCGGGGCACACCGGUUCCAAACAGAAACUUUUCUCGUACAACGUGGUGUUUGAACCAGGCGCCACCCAAGAGGAUGUAUUUCAGUUCUCGGGAGUCAAGAGGCUGGUGGAGAUGGCGGUCGAAGGGUUCAGCACGACGGUGUUCUGCUACGGACAAACAGGCAGCGGCAAAACACACACGCUUACUGGACCUCCGGGAUUGGUGGAAAAGAAUGCCGACCCGUUCUCUCCUAACCAUGGACUGGUGUUCCGAGGGUUCAUGUACCUGUUUCAACAACUACAAGAGAUGAGGGAUACUCAUUUUGUACUAAAGGCUUCCUUUCUUGAAAUUUACAAUGAGAAGGUUAUUGACCUUCUAAAUCCAGGAACAGUUAGAAAACCUCUAGCAGUUCGAUGGUCUAAGAAGUCCGGAGGCUUCUUUGUCGAGAACCUCUUCACCGUUGACUGUGAAGAACUUGACGAUCUUUUGGCUGUUUUGGAAGAAGGCAUGAGAAAUCGUUCGGUUGGAAGUCACAGUAUGAACGAACACUCAAGUAGAAGUCAUACUAUUCUAACAGUCAACAUAACUUCUGAACAGCAGAUGGAGAAUAAUGUGUUCAUCACCAAGCAAGGGAAGAUCAACUUUGUCGACCUCGCUGGGAGUGAGAUGACCAAGAAAACCCACAGUGAAGGGAAGACCCUGGAGGAAGCCAACAACAUCAACAAGAGUCUUAUGGUGCUUGGGUACUGCAUAGCAUCUUUGAGCGACAGUAAGAAGAAGAACGGCCACAUUCCAUAUAGAGAUAGUAAACUUACAAAGUUACUGGCUGACAGCUUAGCGGGUAGUGGAGUUACACUCAUGGUUGCCUGUGUAUCUCCGGCCAGAUCGAACGUGACGGAGACGUUAAACACGCUCCGAUAUGCUGCACGUGCCAAGAAGAUCCGGACAAAACCGAUAGUGGUUAUGGAUCCUCGAGAGGCUCUUAUCAUGAGCCUGAAGAGAGAGGUCGCAGCGCUUCAAGAGGAGAACGAACAUCUGAGAACAGCUCUUCACCUCAGCGCAGAAUAUGUGGCGGACUCAACUAGAGGUGAUGAAAAUAAACUUCAAUUGAAAACGCCUCCAAACUUUGACCUUGAGAAGGUUGCGAGUAUGGAAGGCUCGGAAUUGGCCGAGCUUGUAAGGCACUACGCUAAGGAAAACGAAGCUCUGCGAAAGGAAAACUCUGAGUUGUUUGCCGUAAGAGAUCUUCUGGUGCGAGAUCAGGAGAUUGUAUGUCGAGAAAAUGAGAGGUUAUUGAAGAAACUGGAGGAAGUAAAUUCAGUGUGCUGUAGGUCGCCGCUGAUACCUGCGCGACCCUCGUACUCCGGUGACCUCCUCAACUCCACAGCUGAUCUCAACAACUCCAACGUCUGGACCAACCCACUCCACGGCAGCCUCGACAAACUCAGCUCCUCCGCCAAGUACAAGGAACAUAUGACCGGGAAAGGAGCCAAGCCUCCUCACAGACUGCCCGACUCCAUUCAGAAGGAAUUGGACAAAAGGCAGAUAGGGAAAAGCCUUGCUGAGAGCAUUCGAGAUCGAAACUUAAGAAAAACAUCAAGUGAUAAAAACCCUUCAAGCAAUGGGACUAAAGCAGUAUAGAAGAAGAACCCAA
Messenger RNA from Macrosteles quadrilineatus (aster leafhopper), 1993 nucleotides. Its product is annotated as kinesin-like protein KIF12. Gene Ontology annotation, biological process: microtubule-based movement. The transcript has 16 exons. The coding region runs from base 1 to 1980 and encodes 659 amino acids. The record is from RefSeq and is a predicted model, not a curated record. Gene Ontology annotation, molecular function: microtubule binding; ATP binding; microtubule motor activity. Lineage: Eukaryota; Metazoa; Arthropoda; Insecta; Hemiptera; Cicadellidae.